Lepisosteus oculatus (spotted gar) is the source of this 1359-nucleotide messenger RNA. RefSeq names its product UFM1-specific peptidase 1 (gene ufsp1). NCBI's taxonomy places the organism in Eukaryota, Metazoa, Chordata, Actinopteri, Semionotiformes, Lepisosteidae. The record is from RefSeq and is a predicted model, not a curated record.
UAACGGUUUCAUGACGGAACGGGGUGCAUCGUCACUCGUACUCAUGUCUCCCGAGAACCCAGAGACCUUCAGACAGAGCAGGAUUUGGAAAUUGCAUCGAUACCCUAAAAGCGAUUGAUUCUGAGCUGCACCUGUGCUAAACUGAUAACCUCUACUGUCCUGACAGAGCUGUGCAUACAAAGAAAAAGCAGCUUUACCAGGACAAUUUGCAUUAUUUCUUACUAUUCACGUUUUAUGCACAUCUCGUCUCUGAUAAUAUCGCCUGACGUCAUCACUGCUGGUGUAUUUGACCCUUAGGGUAGGCACCAGAUCUGUGAUUACUACUACUACUACUACUACGCAGCUGAUCAAAGCCAAGGUUUCAAUAGUUGCGACUGAGAUAGAGGCGUGCCCCCUGGCCCGUGGACGGCCAUCGUGAGGAGCUGGAGGGAUGGAGGGGGACCAGGGCGUCCACCUCGGACUGCCGCUGCCCGAGCCGGAGGGGGACAUCAGCCGCUGUGCCCUGAUCAGGGGGCCGUGCCGGUACUUCCACUACGGCUGCGACGGCCACGACGACCGGGGGUGGGGCUGCGGCUACCGGACGCUGCAGACCCUCUCCUCCUGGGUCUGCCUGAACGGCGUGGCCAGGCCCGGGAGCAGCACAGCCGCCCCGCCCAGCCUGCCCGAAAUCCAGCGGGCCCUGGUCGCCAUGGGAGACAAGCCGGCCUCCUUCCUGGGGUCCCGCGACUGGAUCGGGGCCUGCGAGGCGGCCAUGCUCCUGGACCACUUUCACGACGUCCCCUGCCGGGUCCUGCACGUCCGGCCCGGGCCCGAGCUGCGGGACGUCGCGGGCCAGCUCCACGGGCACUUCCGCGCGCACGGCUCGCCCGUCAUGAUGGGGGGCGACCGGGACAACGCCUCGAAGGGGGUGCUGGGGGUCUGCGACGGGAAGCGGGGGAGCUACCUGCUGGUCCUGGACCCCCACUACUACGGCGCCGCGCUGGACGGGCCGGCGGCCCAGAGGGGGGGCUGGGUGGCCUGGAGGGGGCUGGGCUCCCUGGACUCGGGCUCCUUCUACAACCUCUGCCUGCCCCAGCCUCCGGGGAGGUGAGCCGCAGGGGGGCGGGCGGAUCCACCGGCGAGGGGGCCCGUCAGGGGGGGCAAAGGGGGAGCCCCUACAGUCCUGACUGUUUCCGCUGGGGGGGGGUUAGAGCCGUGGCCCUGUGUGGUAGCUCGGACCCCGCCGAGGGGGCAGCCGGUCGCGGACGGUACCGCGGUGUUGCGACCCUGCGCUCGGGGGGCAUGUGGGCCGAUGUGCCCCUGACAGUGUUCUGAUCGACCGUCCUCGGCGGCAGCUGAUUAAACCUGCUGUGACCACAA